CUGAAACCCUAGCUCCCACUCCGUUUUCUGCUGUGGUUUCGUUGUCAUACUUCUGCGCGCACUCGUUUCUCCUUUUUGUUUUCUUGUUCUACUUCUCUCGGUCGGCAAACGGGAUCUGCCCCUUCUUCUCUGUCUGCAAUAAGUAGGGCUUUUCAGCGUAGCCAUGGCUGCUGCCACAGUGGUGCCUGCGAACAGGACGGGCCGGAGAAGUGGGCCAGGACCCAGCGACGAUAACAUAGAAUUUGAAACGAGUGCAGGCGUGGAAGCAAUCACGUCGUUCGAUCAGAUGGGCAUCAGAGACGAUCUUUUGAGAGGAAUAUAUGCUUACGGGUUUGAGAAACCAUCGGCUAUACAGCAGAGAGCAGUGCUACCCAUCAUCAAGGGUCGUGAUGUCAUCGCUCAGGCACAGUCUGGUACGGGGAAGACCUCCAUGAUUGCCCUCACUGUCUGCCAAAUGGUCGAUACCUCCAGCCGAGAGGUCCAAGCAUUGAUCCUGUCACCUACCAGGGAACUUGCUGCACAGACUGAGAAAGUAAUUUUGGCAAUUGGUGAUUACAUAAAUAUACAGGCUCAUGCAUGCAUUGGAGGCAAAAGCGUGGGUGAGGACAUAAGGAAACUGGAGUAUGGAGUCCAUGUAGUGUCUGGAACACCUGGCAGGGUUUGUGACAUGAUAAAGAGAAGAACAUUACGCACAAGAGCUAUCAAGCUAUUAGUCCUUGAUGAAUCUGAUGAAAUGUUGAGUAGAGGGUUUAAGGAUCAAAUUUAUGAUGUGUACAGAUAUCUUCCGCCAGAGCUUCAGGUUGUGUUGAUUUCUGCAACCCUUCCUCAUGAGAUAUUGGAAAUGACAAACAAGUUCAUGACUGAUCCUGUUAGGAUCCUUGUGAAGCGUGAUGAAUUGACUUUGGAGGGUAUCAAACAGUUCUUUGUUGCUGUUGAAAGAGAGGAGUGGAAAUUUGAUACUUUGUGUGAUCUCUAUGAUACACUUACAAUCACUCAAGCUGUUAUUUUUUGCAACACCAAGCGAAAGGUUGAUUGGCUAACUGAGAAGAUGCGGAGCAAUAACUUCACAGUCUCCUCAAUGCAUGGUGACAUGCCCCAGAAGGAACGUGAUGCUAUAAUGUCAGAGUUCAGGUCAGGAACGACCCGUGUUCUCAUCACAACAGAUGUAUGGGCUCGGGGGCUUGAUGUUCAACAGGUGUCUCUGGUUAUCAAUUAUGACCUACCAAAUAACCGUGAGCUUUACAUUCAUCGUAUAGGACGCUCUGGUCGUUUUGGCCGUAAGGGAGUUGCAAUCAACUUUGUACGCAAUGAUGACAUUAGGAUUCUAAGAGACAUAGAGCAGUAUUACAGUACACAGAUUGAUGAGAUGCCAAUGAAUGUGGCCGAUCUAAUUUGAGAUCAGGGUUUGGUGUGCUUCUUAUCUUGAUGAAACGGUGUAAUGUUUGUCAGCGAGCUUUGUUGGUGUGAUCAAGAUUUCUAGGAGCUUUGACAACCUGAAUGGUUGUAAAUUUGAAGGUUGAUAGUCGUUGUAUUAUUGGAAUGGCGAAGUUGCAGUUUGAUGCAGUGAAGAUCCGAGAUUGUUAAUUAAUCUAGAGAAAGAGGGGUGGUUUUGUCUCAGGCUUGUAUUGACGAUAUUGGUUGUUAACGGGGAGGUCAUGACUAAUCUACUGUAUUUUAAACGCCGGACCUUGGUGCGGAAUCAUGAUCCCCGCUUUGUUUGUUAAGUAGUGAUUUUAUCUUGGUACCCAGGUACCAGGAACCUGACUUAUUUGACAACCAUCUUUUGACUUGAUGCAUUUGGACACUUGGUAUCCAUGUUCCACCCUGGUAAUACUAUUCCUUUCUAUUUUCCUAAAUUAUGUAUUUCUGCAACAUCAGGUGUUUUGAGUUAGCUUCACUGGAACAUAUUUUUCAAUUUUCUA
Nelumbo nucifera (sacred lotus) is the source of this 1922-nucleotide messenger RNA. The record is from RefSeq and is a predicted model, not a curated record. Lineage: Eukaryota; Viridiplantae; Streptophyta; Magnoliopsida; Proteales; Nelumbonaceae.